AUGAAAAAUGUUAAAAAUACAUUAUUUAUUUUUGGAUCAGGGGAAUGUGGACAACUUCCCCCAGAAUAUUGUGAUGAGUAUAUACAGAUUAAUCCAACAGCAGUUCGUGAUUUACCAUAUAAUAUCGAAGAAGUAGUAUGUGGGUCUAUGCAUACAAUUAUAAAAACAAAAGAUGAUAAAAUAUAUUCAUUUGGAUGUAAUGAUAUGGGUGUAUUAGGAAGAAAAACUUUUAGUAAUAGUACAAAAGAUCCUGAACACACACCUACACUAAUAAAUUUUUCAUUUCCUUCAAAAAUAAAAAAAAUAACAUGUGGGGAUAACCAUACUGCUGUUUUAUUAUAUAAUGGAAAAGUAUACAUUGCAGGUGGGUUCAGAGAUUCUUCUGGGGUUUUAGGAAUUCCUUCAUUUUCGAAAUAUGAUAAAGUUUUACCAAAAACAGAUGAAUUUAUCGAAAUAAAAUUCAAAUUGCCAGAAAACGAAAACGAAAACGAAAGUGACAAGGAAAGUGACAUUGACGAAAGUGACAUUGACGAAAGUGACAUUGGCGAAAGUGAACCAAAUUGCUGUAAAAUAAUAAACAUCGUUUCAGGUGAAGAUCAUUUAAUAUGUCUAGAAAAAAAUCGAAAACAUAUUUUUACAAUGGGGAAUAGUGAUUCUUGUCAAGUUUGUAAUCCAUAUUAUUCCCAAGAAGAAUCGGAAAAAAAUCGAAUUAAAUAUUUAUUCCCUAAUUGUUAUCAUUAUAAAGAUUUUGGAUUCAUAAAUAAAUUUAAAAAUAUAUAUUGUGGAGGUAAUAAUACAUUUAUUCAAUUAUCAAAAUCUUUAGAUGUAUAUGGCAUUGGUAGAAAUGCUUAUGGAUCAUGUGGUGUUAAUUUAAAAGAUAAUAUAAUUAAAAAAUUUGAAAAAAUAAAUGAAUUGUCCAAUAAAAAAAUAAAACAAUUAUGUGGUGGACAAAGCUUUACAGUAUGUUUGUUAAAAAAUAACGAUUUAUAUAUAUGGGGAAAUAAAGAAAUAUUAGGAAUGGAAUAUCAUGAUGACUCGUUUAAUCCAAUAAAAUUAAAUUUUUUUAAAAAUAAUAAUUAUAUUAUUAAAAAAUUAUUUUGUGGCACAGACCAUUGCUUAGUUUUAACAGAAAAUGAUAAACUAUUUGGUUGGGGAACUGGAGGAAAUGAAUUUGAUGAAAAUACUUCUAUUGCUGUUAUAGAACAAAAUAAUCCUUCUGAAAUUAAUUUUAUAAAAUAUUUUAAUAAAGAAAUGUUUAAAGAUAAUAUGAACAAUUCAGAUAUAUUAAUAAAUCAAAUAAACAUUGCAUCUUUUUCUGGUGGCUCAUCACAUUGUGCUUUAAUAUCAUCUCAUACAUUUUCUGAAAAAGUAUCAUUGAAAAGAGGUCAUGAUGAAUCAUAUCAUGAAGAUGUUUAUAUGAAAAAACAAAAAAUGGAACAAAUUCUGAACAGUUCAGGUAAAAAUUAUGUUAUUAUGACCGAAUGUGAUAAUAAAAUAAGUACCGAUGAUACUGAAGAUAUAAAAAAAAAAAGUUUUUUGGGAUCAUUUUAUUUUAGCUCAACAAAAUCAAACAAUAAAGAUUCUAAAUUAUCAAAAGAUGAAUUUCAAAUUAAUAAAAAUGAAAGUUCACAAAAUAAUAUUAAUCAAUAUGAUACUGCAACAGAUGAUGAUGCAGCAAAGAAAAGAAGUGCAAAAAAUAAAUCUUAUCUAAAUAUUGAAAAUCCAACAAGAAGACAACCAAGACGAUCUUGUAAAGAAAAUAUAUCUUUAAAAGAAAAUGCAAAUAGACAAUUUUAUCAAAUUGUUAAUGAAUCAAUUUCGAAAAAAAAAAGAAAAACAGAUUUUGAUAUAAAAAGUAAUCAAAACCAAGUAUUUGAUGAAAAAAAAGAAUCAAAAUCUUUAGCUGCAAAAAAUAAUAAGCGAAAAUCGAUGGCACGCACUUCUGCCAAAUAA
Messenger RNA from Plasmodium berghei ANKA, 1953 nucleotides. Its product is annotated as regulator of chromosome condensation, putative. The record is from RefSeq and is a predicted model, not a curated record. NCBI's taxonomy places the organism in Eukaryota, Apicomplexa, Aconoidasida, Haemosporida, Plasmodiidae. Bases 1 to 1953 code for a protein of 650 amino acids. The transcript has a single exon.